Ostertagia ostertagi is the source of this 285-nucleotide messenger RNA. NCBI's taxonomy places the organism in Eukaryota, Metazoa, Nematoda, Chromadorea, Rhabditida, Trichostrongylidae. The record is from the annotation of a GenBank genome assembly.
AUGAAUGCUCGUGAUCCAGAAUUCCCAAAAAAGCAGUACAAGGUGCACAAUCACCAUCAGAGCCGGUCUUUUAGUAUGCACAAAAAGAGUAUGGAGGCAGCGGCACAUUUGGAGCAGGUGGAAAAGUCAAGUGACAUGAGCGAAAGCGAUAGUGAUGACGGUCCGUCAAGUCGGAGCUCAAUCAGCGCCACUCUUAUCGGACAACUCAGCCAACAACGGCUGCUCGUGGACCAACAUGUGCACAAUCACGGACCGUUUGUUCUGCCAAAACUCUACGAGCAAUGA